CAUGCUACGGGUCACGCCAAAAACGACAGUCCCAACAACAAAAAUAAAGAAAACUGCAUAAAGUGCAGCCUUUCGUCUGAUAAUGUCGGACAAACUGGUGUGUAUUGGCUGAACAAUGAUAACAGCGAGGGUGAAGGAGAUGCUGGCCCAGAAUGCGGGGAG
Messenger RNA from Aspergillus neoniger CBS 115656, 162 nucleotides. RefSeq lists its product as uncharacterized. NCBI's taxonomy places the organism in Eukaryota, Fungi, Ascomycota, Eurotiomycetes, Eurotiales, Aspergillaceae. The record is from RefSeq and is a predicted model, not a curated record. The transcript has a single exon. The annotation marks the transcript as partial.